UUUGUAAGAACACGGAGUAAUUUAAGUUCUAAAAAUAAAUAAAAUAAAUAUAUAUUUUUUAAUUGUUAACGAAUUAAGGGUAUAAAUCGUGUUGACAAUGUUUGUGUUAGCCGAAAUGAAAGACACGGUGCGUAUUCCCCCUUGGCUGUUUCAUUUAGAGCAAAACAUUGCUAUCGAAAAGGAACUAAAUAGAAAAUUAGCUAAUAAGGUGAUGAUGAAUGUUGGUUUAUGCAUUGCAUUGUUCGAUAUUACAAAAUUAGAAGAAUCGUACAUAUUUCCUGGAGACGGAGCAUCUCACACUCGAGUUCAUUUCAGAUAUAUUGUUUUCCGCCCAUUUCUGGAUGAAAUAUUAGUAGGAAAAAUCAAAAACUGUAGUCAGGAUGGAGUACACGUGACAGACUCUGACUCGAGCUCUAUUAGUUUUUAUACAGAUCUGCCACCUGAUGAUAUCUUAAUUCCCGCAGACUCGCUACAGCAUCCUUCCCAAUUUGAUGAGGUAGAACAAGUCUGGUUCUGGGAAUAUGAAAGUGAAGAUAAUAAACACAAAUUAUUUAUGGAUCCAGGCGAACAAAUCAGAUUUCGCGUAGUGGACGAGACGUUCGUCGACACCUCACCCAGCGGACCAGACAUGAACGAAGUCGAAGAAAAGGAGAAAAGAAUACCCUAUUCUUUAACCGGAACCAUUGCUGAGUCAGGAUUAGGAUUAUUGGCUUGGUGGACUAAUUAACGUAUUCACUUCUAUUGUGAUAUGUAUGUAUGUAUAUAUAUAUAUGUUAAAUUUUUAUUUAAAUGGAAGUAACUCUUACAAUAAAAGUGGAU
Molecule: messenger RNA, 819 nt
Organism: Centruroides sculpturatus (bark scorpion)
Lineage: Eukaryota; Metazoa; Arthropoda; Arachnida; Scorpiones; Buthidae
Gene: Polr3H
Product: DNA-directed RNA polymerase III subunit RPC8-like
Exons: 7
Coding region: 98-727 (209 amino acids)
Biological process (GO): DNA-templated transcription; transcription initiation at RNA polymerase III promoter
Cellular component (GO): RNA polymerase III complex
Source: RefSeq, a predicted model, not a curated record